Messenger RNA from Sciurus carolinensis (gray squirrel), 830 nucleotides. RefSeq names its product HOATZ cilia and flagella associated protein (gene Hoatz). The coding region runs from base 40 to 546 and encodes 168 amino acids. The transcript is spliced from 6 exons. Gene Ontology annotation, biological process: cilium assembly. The record is from RefSeq and is a predicted model, not a curated record. NCBI's taxonomy places the organism in Eukaryota, Metazoa, Chordata, Mammalia, Rodentia, Sciuridae.
GGAGGGGUGAGGGAGCUUGGUGAAGCGUCGUGAGUUGCCAUGGAAAUAAGGCCCUGCAGCAGCUCUAGUAGCGGACAGGAGUCCCACGAAAUUUGUCCUCCGGGAUUACUGGUGUUCGCCGGUUGCUCAGAACAAGAUGCCAACCUAGCUAAACAGUUUUGGCUCGGGGCGUCGAUGUAUCCCACUAACGAAUCGCAGCUGGUGCUGAGCAGAGGCAGCAGCCAGCGUCUGCCGGUGGCGCGGUCCACUAAGAGCUCCGUGGCUGACAAAAGUCACUUCCAGUCUUUUCCCUUUGAGUCUAAGAAGGAUACAGAUUUCAUUGCUAACAUCCUGAAGAUUCAGGAAUCGGAGGAGAAAAUAAAAUAUCUACAAAAGGCUAAAAAGAGAGAUGAGAUUCUCCGACUCUUGAGAAAACAAAGAGAAGAAAGGAUCUCGAAAGAACUGAUUUCCCUUCCUUAUAAACCCAAGGCCAAAGAACACAAAGUAAAGGAAGAAGUAUCUGUGUCAGAUAAAGAGGGCCAAGAAGAAGUCAAAGCCUUGCACUGAUCUGCUUGGCACAGGGUAGAAGAUGGCUUACUUAUAUCUUCAUGUUGAAACAACCUACACUUACAUCAGGAUCGCUGGGAUCACUAACAAAGUUUUUUAACUUUGUCAAAAGAAAUAAAAAGUUGAUGAGGAAAGUUAAAUGUGCAUUAUUCCAGAAAUUUUACCAGUUACUGAAUACUUGUGUUCAAAUGGACAAAAAAGUCAAAUAAGUACAAAUAUGUGCAUUUUAUUGUACUUCAACUUUACCUCAAUAAAGCUGUGGGGGGAAUAAAGUUAAAUAAGUA